ACUCAAGAUUAUCAAUAGCAUCAGCAAGUAAUACAAGUGGAUAUCAUUCAAAUAGAAAUGUGUUAUCAGCUAGUAGUGAACCAAGUAUAGUUGAUUUACAUACAAUCGAUCGUAUAACAAAAUAUGGUGAAUUAUCUCCCAAUAGUCGAAAAUUAAAUGAUGAUGAAAUUCUUCAACAACCCAUUGUACGUAAUCUUGAUAAUGGAAAAUAUAUGCCAUUAAUUGAUGCUAAUCCAAUGACACAAACAAUAUUGGAACGUGUUCGUCGUAGUGAAAGUAUGAUUCCAUCACGUCGUGGUUCAUUAAUA
Adineta ricciae is the source of this 308-nucleotide messenger RNA. NCBI's taxonomy places the organism in Eukaryota, Metazoa, Rotifera, Eurotatoria, Adinetida, Adinetidae. The record is from the annotation of a GenBank genome assembly.